Phytophthora nicotianae INRA-310 is the source of this 405-nucleotide messenger RNA. RefSeq lists its product as hypothetical. The record is from RefSeq and is a predicted model, not a curated record. The transcript has a single exon. NCBI's taxonomy places the organism in Eukaryota, Oomycota, Peronosporomycetes, Peronosporales, Peronosporaceae. The annotation marks the transcript as partial.
AUGGUAAAGACCAUUAACUCUUGGUGGCUCGUAGCUGCUAUCGCGACUAGUGCAGUCGGCAUCAAUGUCAAUGCCAAGAUUCAAACGGAUUCGCAUCUUGGAUCGUCACGCCUUCCUGAAUUGAAUAUCCUCGCCGACACUGCGCCGCCCACUGCAAUCCCUGAAUCUGAUUUCAUCACUGAAUUGGAAUCUACUUCAACAUCAUCGUCCGGUCAAUCCAGCAGUCCAAGCAGCAGCACAGGAACCCGCACAGGAAGCAGCCUGGGAAGCAACACAGCCAGUGGUAGUCAAGCCAUGGGAAGUAGCGAGGCCGGUUAUGCCACCACCUUUAUCACUAACCCGGCGAUCAUCAAGGGUAACCGCUUCUUUGACUCGGUCACAGGUGACUACUUCGCUAUCAGAGGC